Molecule: messenger RNA, 1038 nt
Organism: Pieris macdunnoughi
Lineage: Eukaryota; Metazoa; Arthropoda; Insecta; Lepidoptera; Pieridae
Source: the annotation of a GenBank genome assembly
AUGUGUCGUACAUAUAGAUUACAAAUAUGUAUCCUGGUGUUAUUCAGUUCUGUGUCUGCUAAACAGAUGACGGAUAUUGAAGCUCUUGCAUCAACGCCAACUAGAUGUACCUAUGAAUAUGCGUAUGAUAUGUACGGGGCACACUGCGGUGGUCUCAGACUAAAUAAGAUACCAAGUCUUAGAGCUGGAAUAGAGAUCCUUGACUUCAGUGACAACAAACUACAAGAAAUACACGAUGACACAUUAUCUUCGUAUACCAGCAUAAAAUUCCUAUAUCUGUCUGAAAACCAAAUAUACUCUAUCGACGAGAAUGCAUUCUACUACCUAACUAAUCUCCAAACUCUAGAUCUGUCUAAGAACGUUAUUCUGACCCUGCCAGAGUCAAUUUUCCACUUGCCAACUUUGCGUAAUCUGUAUUUACACGGAAACCCUCUGCUGCAUAUUCGUUUAAGCAACCUUCAAUUGACUAAGCCUCUAAAAGCCCCGUUAGAACUUUUGGACUUAUCAGAGUGUAAGUUAAAAGCUCUACCAGACUGGGGUAUUUUGCCUCAACUACUUCUUUAUAAUAUCUCACACAAUCCUUUGACUUCUCUUGAGGCCCAGCACUUUAGUUCUAUGUGCAAGUUAUCCAAAGUGGAUCUGACAGAAUCUAUUGACAGUCUACAGCUAUGUGACAUGAGAUCUACAAUAUCGUGGUUCCAGCUCAAGAACAUUUACUUUCAAUUAGCAGAUUACACCAGGCUUAAUUCUCGAGAGUUCGAGCACUGUACAAAAGAAGAACUGCCUGAUAAUCUCAACAAAACAUAUCAUCAAUGCCAAAAUCAAUACACACAGGCUCAGAUAAUAAAGUCUUCACGUCGUACAUGGCUCACCAUUGGUGGUGGUUUGGCCGGAUUCCUCGUAGGAUUCGUCUUAUUCCUUUACGUCAUGCACAGACAUAACGUGGCACAAACGAAAAAGCUCGAUAAGGAGACUAAGAAAAUCCCUCCAGAUGGCGACAAACAAGCAUCUACCGUCCUUUUAAAUGAUGUAGCAUAA